This is a messenger RNA of Heteronotia binoei (common prickly gecko), 7033 nucleotides long. It is a transcript of the gene ADAMTS18, whose product is annotated as ADAM metallopeptidase with thrombospondin type 1 motif 18. NCBI's taxonomy places the organism in Eukaryota, Metazoa, Chordata, Lepidosauria, Squamata, Gekkonidae. Gene Ontology annotation, molecular function: metalloendopeptidase activity. Gene Ontology annotation, cellular component: extracellular matrix. The transcript is spliced from 23 exons. Gene Ontology annotation, biological process: extracellular matrix organization; proteolysis. The record is from RefSeq and is a predicted model, not a curated record. Bases 1 to 3699 code for a protein of 1232 amino acids.
AUGGACUGUCUCCUGCUUUUCCUCUGGACUUUGCCCGUCGUCGCGAUUGGCAACGGCACCUCCAUGCCCCCGCUCACCCUCUUCUGGCUGGGCAGCCUUGCAAAGACUCUGCAGCUGUGCUGCAUCUCCUGGGUGUCUUUUGCCUCCGCUUUCACCGGUGACAGCAGCAGCAGCAUCCGUGGAUUCAACCAUGAUUACGUCUUUGUCACUCCCGUUGAGGUGGACUCCAGCGGAUUGUACAUCUCACAUGACAUUUUGCACAGCGCCAGGAGGAAGAGAUCAUCCCCGAGCUCUAAGAGUUCCUUGCACUACCGUUUUUCAGCAUUUGGACAAGAAAUGCACUUGGAGCUCAAACCUUCUGACCUUUUUAGCUACAGUUUUACUGUCCAGGUACUUGGGAAAGAUGGCAUCACAGAUUUGAAAGACCACCACAUUGAACCAUGUUUCUAUCAGGGAUUUAUACGGAACUAUAGCUCCUCUUCAGUAGCCAUAUCUACAUGUGUAGGCUUGUCAGGUUUGAUAAGGACACAGGAGAAUGACUUCCUUAUAUCUCCAUUACCUCAACACCUAGCACAGGAACACAACUACACGGCACCCGCUGGACACCACCCUCAUGUAUUGUAUAAACGGACAGCCGAGGAGAAGGUUCACCGGUACAAAGUAGAUUCAAACCCCCAUCACUUUCCCCUUGGCCAUGGCAGAAAUCACCCUGCCCACAAGUAUCACAUUCAAGCGAACGAUUACCACCACGGAAGGUUUCAAAAGCAGCAUUUUUGUGGACGUCGCAAGAAAUACACACCUAAGCCACCCACAGAGGACACAUUCAUCCUUUCUGAUGAAUACGGGAGCUCAACAAGGUUGAAAAGAUCCCCCAUUAAAAGCCAGAAGGGCGGAAGCUUGAAUGUGGAGACUCUGGUUGUAGCUGACAGGAAAAUGUUGGAGAAACACAGUAAGGAGAAUGUCACCACGUACAUCUUAACAGUGAUGAACAUGGUCUCUAGUCUUUUUAAAGAUGGUACAAUUGGAAGUGACAUCAACAUUGUGGUUGUGAGCCUUCUUCUUUUAGAACAAGAACCCGGUGGAUUACUGAUCAACCAUCAUGCAGACCAGUCCCUAAACAGCUUUUGCCAGUGGCAGUCUGCUCUAGUUGGAAAAAACGGGAAGCGUCAUGACCAUGCUAUCUUGCUUACCGGCUUUGAUAUCUGCUCCUGGAAGAAUGAACCAUGUGACACUUUAGGUUUUGCUCCCAUCAGUGGAAUGUGUAGCAAAUACCGCAGUUGUACCAUCAAUGAAGACACGGGGCUUGGCUUGGCAUUUACUAUUGCUCAUGAAUCCGGACACAACUUUGGCAUGAUCCAUGAUGGAGAAGGGAAUCCUUGCAGAAAAGCUGAAGGUAACAUUAUGUCUCCCACUCUCACAGGCAACAACGGAGUGUUUUCGUGGUCAGUGUGCAGUCGGCAGUAUCUUAACAAAUUUCUCAGUACAGCUCAAGCGGCUUGCCUGAUCGAUGAGCCCAGACAAACUGGGCAGUACGAAUAUCCUGAUAAACUCCCAGGGCAAAUCUACGAUGCUGACACACAAUGCAAAUGGCAAUUUGGAGGGAAAGCCAAACUCUGCAACCUGAGUUUCGUGAAGGAUAUAUGCAAAUCACUUUGGUGCCACAGAGUAGGUCAUCGAUGUGAGACAAAAUUUAUGCCAGCGGCCGAAGGGACACCUUGUGGGAUAAACAUGUGGUGUCGAAGAGGUCAGUGUGUACGGUACGGAGACCAUGGUCCCAAACCUGUUAACGGCCAGUGGUCCAUGUGGUCUGAGUGGUCUCAGUGUUCUCGGACCUGUGGAGGCGGCAUAACAUACCAAGAGAGACACUGCAAUAAUCCAAAGCCUCAGUAUGGUGGAAAGUUCUGUCAGGGCUCAAGCCGUAUUUAUCAGCUGUGCAAUAUUCAGCCAUGUGCGACUAAUAGCCCUGACUUCCGUGCCCAGCAGUGUGCAGAGUAUAACAGCAAACCUUUCCGUGGAUGGUACUACAAAUGGAAGCCCUACACCAAAGUUGAAGAGGAAGAUCGCUGCAAACUCUACUGCACAGCGGAAGACUUUGACUUUUUCUUUGCAAUGUCCAGCAAAGUGAAAGAUGGAACUCCCUGCUCUCUCUACAGAGAUGAUGUGUGCAUCGAUGGCAUUUGUGAACAAGUAGGGUGUGAUCGUCGGCUUGGAUCCAAAGCUGUUUUGGAUGCCUGUGGAGUUUGCAAAGGAGACAAUUCGACGUGCAAGUUCUUUUCUGGCCAUUACUUGACCCAGCCCAAAACAAAUGAUUAUUAUCCAGUUGUUACGAUCCCAGCAGGAGCUCGCAGUAUCGAAAUCCAGGAGUUACAAAUGUCCAGCAGCUACCUAGCUGUCCGCAACCUGAAUAAGAAAUAUUACCUAACAAAGGACUGGACAAUUGAUUGGCCGGGAAAAUUCCAUUUUGGUGGGACCAUCUUUGAUUAUCAGCGUUCGUUUAACCUUCCAGAGAGACUGUCUGCUGUUGGGCCAACUAACGAGACACUUGUCUUUGAAAUCUUGUUGCAAGGCAAAAAUCCAGGCAUUGCUUGGCAGUACACAUUCUCAAAGAUGGUCAACGAGAACAAGAUAUUCACCAAAGGACAUAGCUACUUGUGGGUGACGGUACAGUCAGAUUGCUCAGCUUCAUGUGGUGGGGGGCACUUAAUAGCAAAAGCUGUCUGUUUACAAGAUCACCGCACCCGAGUUAAUUCCUCUUUCUGUGGCCCAAGGACAAAGCCCUUAACAGAGACAAAGAUCUGCAACAUGAAUCCAUGCCCAGCCUAUUGGUUGGCAGGUCAAUGGAGUGUUUGCAGCCAGACCUGUGGCGGAGGAGAACAAAGCCGUCAGAUACAGUGUGUCCAGAGAAAGAACUUCCAGAAGGAGGAAAUCGUGGCCCAUGCUCUCUGCCCCGUGAGCACUCCAGCACAAAUACAGACAUGUAAUAACCAAGACUGCCCACCAGAAUGGAGUCCUGGCCCCUGGUCUCAGUGUUCCAAAACUUGUGGAAGAGGCAUUGCAAAACGUGACAUUUUUUGCAAAAGUGUGGGAUCCUCUGUGAUGAAAAUCCUGCCAGAGAGCAUGUGCAAUGGUGAACCAAAGCCUGAAAUGCAACAGAUGUGUGUGUUGAUACGGUGUCCUAAAAAUGAACGUCUUCAAUGGGUUAUUUCUGCUUGGAGUGAGUGUUCAGCCACCUGUGGCCCAGGUACAAGGAGGCGAGAAAUGCAGUGCAGUGAGAAGAGCAUCGGUGGUAAACUGAUCACCUUCCCCCAACGGCGAUGUCGAAACCUGAAGAAGCCAAAUGUAGAGCUGGAAGAAGUGUGCAACAGAGGAGUUUGUCCGCUGCAUCAUGUGUACAACAGGGUGUCAGGAUGGUACUCUUCACCUUGGCAGCAAUGCACAGUGACCUGUGGAGGAGGCGUGCAGACCCGGACCGUGCAGUGCCUUCGGCAGGGUCAGCCAUCGGCAGGCUGUCUGCCCCACCAAAAGCCAGCAAUAUCAAGGGCUUGCAAUACUAAUUUCUGUCUUGCUCCUGAGAAAAGAGAUGAUCCUUCUUGUGUGGACUUCUUUACUUGGUGCCAUCUCGUUCCCCAGCAUGGAGUUUGCAAUCACAAAUUCUAUGGCAAACAGUGCUGCAAAUCAUGUACACGGAAAAACUUAUAAUAAGGUGAUUUCAUCUGACCUUUGGACAACAAGCACCUCUCUUUAAGUUACUGGCAAAAUUUAGUUUCCCAUGAGGCCUUGCUAUGCCUGGUAUCAUGUACAUUUCCGGUGGAAGAGACUUGGAUUCAGUAGAGCAAUAUUUGCUGUGGUACAACGUUUGAUGAACCAUGGGUGCACAAAGACUGGAUUGUGACCAAAAUACACAGGGUAUUAUUAAACUUUAAAAGGUUAGGGCAAUUUUUAGCCUUCUUCUGUUCACCAUUUUCAUUGUCCUCUGUUAUAAGCAAAAACCUUCUCAUUAGUGGCCAAAGCAGGUCUUUAAAAUGGACUGGCACAUUUGGCAUGGUGCUCCUAAUUUGUUCAGUGCACUAGACCUCCAACAGAGCAGUGUAACAGUACUAUCUAGUGAUACAUGGGUCAUUUUUUGACUUCCAGUAGCACAUCCAGCCAAAACAGGGUAACGUAUAGGCUUGGAGACAUUGAAUUGGUGGCUGAUGAUACAACGCAUCGCCGUACAUAAUGUGGGUGUGUUAUUAUCAACAGUGAGCACAUAUGUUGCACUCUCAAAAUAAAAGGUGCUUUAUUGUGUUGUACUUGCUGCUGGGAAAGCAAGUGUUGUGUUAGACUAGAUGGAUUUUUAUUUUUAUUUUUUGCCCUUUUCUGCUUUAAUUAGUGAGGUUGCUUCCAUGGUAUCCAUUUAGUCUGGCGUUGACAAGAUCAUUUCCCUCCAUUUUUUAAAAGAAUCCAGAUGAUGUCACUGGCAACCUGUUCCAUUCCUGUGUUUUCACUGUUGCUGUCUUGUCUUUUUUUCCUGAUUUGUGGUGAUUUUUUUUAAAAAAACCCCUAACUGGUACCACCCAACGUCAUGUAGACAAUCAAAGUGCUAUUGGGAUCUUUCAGCACUACAGUCUUUUUAUGUCAUUCUCCUUUCCUUCUGCCUUUAGCUUACUUGGUUUUUGUUUUCUUCUACCUGGCUGCAGUAUUCUUGAAUCCAUUGCUAAUUAACAGGUCUUUUUUAUUUGAUGAAAUUAUAUAUCAGCUUUGCAGCCAUAACAAGUGCUCAUUUUUGUGAUGACAAUUUCUUUAAUUUUUACUCAUAAUAUCGCUCAAAUUGAAUAGUGAGCAAUGGCUUUGGCAGCUUGGUGAAAAACAACACAACCCUCCCCACACUCCCCUGUACUAAUAGUUAAUGAAUGGUUCAAGAAUACUUAUUGAUGCUCCCAAGGAAAUAAAUAAUUAGGCUGCAGAACAAAGGAACACAUGGAAAAUUGGAGGGAGGGAAGGAACGGCUAAAUGGGACUGACUUCCAGUAAUUAUAGAAAGAAAAACAAUUGCUGGACUUUUAUGGGAAAUAUGUUGUAAGAUCCCCUGUUCAGUUCUGCUUGACUGAGCAGCAAAGAAGUGAUCAAGAGUUGAAGAAGCAUAAUUUAAUCAUAGUUAACUUGACAGGUGCUCUUCAAGAUUUCAGCUCAACAGAAUGUGACAAAACUUCCUCUUUAAACAUCGCUGUGUAGCGGGAGCAAAAUAAAAAGUCAUACUUGAAACUGGAACAUUUGCUGUUAUUCCACAUUGUAAUUAAGGAUGAAAGAAAUUAUUACCAGGAUUCCAAAAUUCCAAGAGCUUCUCCAUAUGUCAGUGUUGAAUUAAACUUUGAACAGUCAUAUGUCUUGCAGAACAUGGAUGUCCCGUGUGAAAAAUUACAUUUUGUGAGUGCAGACAUUAAAUCUGGAAGUAAGGAAACAGCCCUAGAAAAGUAACAACUGUCUGCGCAAAAUUCAUGAAUCUGUUUCUGGAAAUGAUUAUAUUACAAGGUUGAUGAUGGCGAAUUCAACUAAGAUUUCUUCUCCAUGCUCCUCUUUUAAUUAUAUCAUUUCUGCAUUUGAAGGACCCAAGCUUCUGAUUCAGCUCAGUCACAACUGUACUAGUAUACCUCUACAAUUGUGGUAGUUGGUACUAGCUUAAUUGUUAGCCAGCCCAGAAUAGAACAUCAUCAUCCAUGUAAAUUGGCACUGGUGGGCAGCAACAUCUGCCAUUUCCAGAACUGGCACAGUGGAAUUGUGUAUAUCAGUUGUAGGGCAAUGAUAGAAGAAGAAAACAAGAAUAUGGGCCAUAACAUAUGUAGCACCUAAAAUGGAUUCUGAUCACCUAGGUGGGUCAAUAAGAUAUUACAAAAGAACUGCAAUUGAUAAGACCCAAACCACUCGAUAUUAGAUCCCUCUAACGCCAUUGACAUUUCUAGAUUUGUGAGCAAUUAUAUUUUUAUAGGAUCAGGGAGUAAAUUUAUUACAUCAUGCCAGUGAGCAAGAUCCAAUGAAAGUCUUGUAUGUACAAUUUUUAGGAAUUGUAUUUUGAAGUUCCAUUAUGCUAAGCUCCAAUUUGCUGAAAUUGGCUUUGUGGUUCCCCCCUCCCCACCUUUUGUGUUUAAUGCAAAUGGUGUUGGUUCCAUGGUAUCCUUUUAGUCUGGGAUUAUACAUGCAUCCUGCCAGUUGGUUAAACUAUGGAGAAAUAUGUCAUUCUCUGACAAUCAGAGAGAUUGCCUGUAUUUUAGUUGUUUAGGACUUGUUGCUAUAUAUGCUCCUUUGACCAUUUUUCAGUGGUGCUGGCAUUUUUAAACCCAGAAUCCAGAGGAGUCAGGGCACGGCAUAUUUUGAAGGCAAAAACUGAAAACCAGGGAAGAAGAAAAGCAUUUAUUUCAUUGCCCAAACCCAUAUGGCUAAGGCAGAGUUGUGUCCUGCUAUAAUUUUCUGGGGAUGCCAUUCCCCCCGCUACUUCCACCCAUUUGCACAGUUUCAUUUGAUUAAUGGAGCUGAGCUUUAUUGCUUCCUAAAGUACCAUUUCAAACUAAAAUUAGCCACAUCAGCACUAGGGGCAGACAGUGGUCAGUUAAAAUUAGCAGCUGGAUUUGCAACGGCUUAAAUGAAAACAAUGUGCAUGUUCCAAUUUGUUUACGAAAUUAUUAUUAGAACCAUGUCUCAGCUUCUGGGUGCUCUGUGUCUUGAACAAUGAACAUUUCAAAACAAUACCAUCGAGGGGGUAUUUGUCCUUCCCCCAGAAAUGCCAGGUUUUGUUCUAUAAUUGUGUCAUUUUUUUAUUAUUUGAUGUAAAAAUAUUAAUUUAUUAAUGCAUAGCCUUUUUAUUUCAUCACUUGCUUCCUAAGUAAGUGGCAGCAAUUCAGAAGAGAAAAAUUACAUAAAGGUAUGGAUUAUGGUGUAAAAAAAAGUGCAACGUAUAAAGUGUACUAUUUAAUUAUUUUAUAAGUUUUAUAAUAAAAUACUCUGUUUCAUUAUGUUUGAUACCUGUACAAGUUUUGAAUAAAAUAUGGAGGCUCUAUAUA